AUGCACCAUUCAAAAGCAAGCGACUACGAAUCAAAUAAAAACAAUCAUUGGAUUACUCCUGAAAUAAAAACAGUUUUGAUGAAUCGAGACAAAGUAAAAGGAAAAACGGUGAUUUCUAAUGAUACAGAUUAUUGGCUUCACUUUAAACUUGCCCGAAAUAAGUGUAUUAAUAUGCUGAAAGGAGCAAAAGAGAUUACUAUCACCGGUUAUUUGCAGCCAGCAAGGGAAAUUCCAAGUAAAUUUGGAAUACAAUAAAUGAGUUAAAGUCCCAAAGUUUGAAAUCUCAAAAUAUUUCUUCUCUUUUAAUAAACAAAAAAGUAGUGACAAACAACAGUGAAGUAGUUGAAUGUUUAAAACAAUAUUUUGUACAACGUACCACAAUCCACCAAUGUCAAAGCUUCUCAUCAAUAUGUGCAAACAGCUGCCACUGGAACGAUGUUUAUAUUACACCCAACUACUUCGGAUGAAGUUGUUAAAUUAAUCUCCUCAAUAUCUGGUCUAGACCAAAUUCCGUGUAAAUUACUCAAACUCUCUGCACCUAUAGUUUCGAAAUCAUUGUGCGAUAUUUUCAAUUUAUGUAUACAGACAGCAGUAUUCCUUGAUGACUGGAAAUUAGCCCCUAUAUACAAAGGUGACGCAAAAGAUAAUGUAGGGAAUUACAGACCAAUUUCGGUUUUAAGUGUGAUUUCUAAGGUUUCCGAGCGUAUUGUUUUUGUUCAGAUUUAUACCUAUUUCAAUGAAAACCACCUGUUACACAAGAAUAAAUUAGGCGUUAAGAAGUGCCACUCUACUAUGACUGCACUAAUAGAUGACACUAUUGAAUGGCUUGCAAAUAUGGAUCAGGGAAAGCUUACUGCGAUUGUCUAUAUUGAUCUAGCGAAUGCAUUUGAUACAAUAAGUCACGAGAGAUUACUCGAGAAACUCCACACUUGCAGGGUUGAUACAAAUAAUUUAUACUGGUUUCAAUCCUAUUUACAAGAUCGGACACAAAAAUGUUAUGUAAAUGACGCUCUAUCCGCCGGACGUACCAUUCAUUGUGGUGUGUCUCAGGGUUCAAUUCUUGAACCCUUAUUAUAUGUCAUCCGAAUUCAAAUAAAAAUCUGUCCGUUCGUCGUUGUGUCGGUCCGUCUGUCCGCUUGUCUGUCUGUCCGUCUGACCGUCUUUGUUUAUUUGUUUACUUUGUUUGUUUGCUUUAUUGUACGUUUAUGUUUGGUUUUGUUCGUUCGUUCGUUCGUUCGUUCGUUCGUUCGUUCGUUCGUUCGUUCGUUCGUUCGUUCGUUCGUUCGUUCGUUCGUUCGUUCGUUCAUUCAUAUGUUUGUUUGUUUGUUUGUUUGUUUGUUUGUAUGUUUUCUUAUAUUUGUUAUUGAUGGAUUUAUUUCUUUGUUUAUAUUUUCUUUUGUCAAAAGCACUUCAUUUACUAGAAAAAGCUACUUUUUUCAUUGUUGUUUGGCCUCAGGAAAGCGAAAUUUUAGAGAAACCUUUUCCUUUUCUAUGCCUUCACUGAAUACAUCAUUUUAUUAAUGUAUUUUAUAGAUCGGGAAUUUCGGUAAGCGAUGGCAAAUGGCAUCAUGUCUGCAUCACAUGGCAGAGUAGUGAUGGUGCUGUGCAAGCUUACAAGGACGGUGCGCUUAUAAAGAGCUUGAUUGGGUAUACGCCAGGAAGAUCAAUUUUGCCAUUUGGUAUAUGGAUUAUUGGGCAAGACCAAGACAGCCUUGGUGGAGGGUUUCAAUUAAGAGACGCAUUUGAUGGUUACCUUAUUGACGUCAAUGUGUGGGACAGAGUGCUGUUUGCUGGCGAGAUUUCCUUCCUUGCAAACAGGGAAUGUGGAUCCGGGAUGAAGGGAAAUUACAGAGCAUACAAUGAUUUCGUUCCUUAUGGAGGUGUCCGAAAGUACAAGCUAAAUAAUAAUUGUAAGUCUUUGGGUUUUUAUUUCCGCUUUGGCCGUUUGUAA
Molecule: messenger RNA, 1951 nt
Organism: Paramuricea clavata
Lineage: Eukaryota; Metazoa; Cnidaria; Anthozoa; Malacalcyonacea; Plexauridae
Source: the annotation of a GenBank genome assembly